GCUCCUUUGAAAGUCCACGGGCUGCCUGACUGGUGGAUUCGGGCCCCUUUAGCGCGCUGAGUUUGAAACUGCUCGUCCUUCGCUUGAAAGCUGGCUCUGGGAAGCUCCGGCUGGAGCGACGCUGCCGUGGUAGCCGCCGCGGGAUAAUAAGCCGGAUCUGUCAUACCUAUUGAUCAAAUUACUAUGGAAGAUUAUAUCAAAAUAGAGAAAAUUGGAGAAGGAACCUAUGGAGUUGUGUAUAAGGGUAGACACAAAACUACAGGUCAAGUGGUAGCCAUGAAGAAAAUCAGACUAGAAAGUGAAGAGGAAGGGGUUCCUAGUACUGCAAUUCGGGAAAUUUCUUUAUUAAAAGAACUGCGUCAUCCAAAUAUAGUCAGUCUUCAAGAUGUGCUUAUGCAGGAUUCCAGGUUAUAUCUCAUCUUUGAGUUCCUUUCCAUGGAUCUCAAGAAAUACCUGGAUUCUAUUCCUCCUGGGCAGUUCAUGGAUUCUUCACUUGUUAAGAGUUAUUUGUACCAAAUCCUACAAGGGAUUGUGUUUUGUCACUCUAGAAGAGUUCUACACAGAGACUUAAAACCUCAGAAUCUAUUGAUUGAUGACAAAGGAACAAUUAAACUGGCUGAUUUUGGCCUUGCCAGAGCUUUUGGAAUACCUAUUAGAGUAUAUACACAUGAGGUAGUAACACUCUGGUAUAGAUCUCCAGAAGUAUUGCUGGGGUCGGCUCGCUACUCGACUCCGGUUGACAUUUGGAGUAUAGGUACCAUAUUUGCAGAAUUAGCAACUAAGAAACCACUUUUCCAUGGAGACUCAGAAAUCGAUCAACUCUUCAGAAUUUUCAGAGCUUUGGGCACCCCCAAUAAUGAAGUGUGGCCAGAAGUGGAAUCUUUGCAGGACUAUAAGAAUACGUUUCCCAAGUGGAAACCAGGAAGCCUCGCAUCCCAUGUCAAAAACUUGGAUGAAAAUGGUUUGGAUCUGCUCUCGAAAAUGUUAGUCUAUGAUCCUGCCAAACGAAUUUCUGGCAAAAUGGCACUGAAUCAUCCAUAUUUUAAUGAUUUGGACAAUCAGAUUAAGAAGAUGUAGGCUUCUAACAGUUUCCACAUGUUGUAUCAAGAACAGAUAGUUAUAUUUUUACUGUUAACGCUGUUCAUUUUUGUCUUGUGUUUUUCUUUUCUUUGUUGUAAAGCUUAAGCUGUACUUCAUCUUCUGUUUUCAAAAGUGUAACUUAAAAAUGUAAAUAUUGUUCUAUAUGAAUUUAAAUAUAAUAAUUCUGUAUAUGUUUGUAGAUCUCACUGUAACAACUAUUUGUUACUAUAAUAAAACUAUAAAUCUAGUAUUGAUGUCAGGAAUUGCAAAAAAUUUGCGUUAGCUUAAGUUAUCUCACACCUUUCUGCAGUCCAGUUUUCCUGUAUUGGAACUACUAAAAUUUGGGAAAUUGUGCUAUGUUCAUAGUUCAUCAUACUUUGAAGUAUUUUUAUGCUCUAAAUGUUUCAAUUUUCUUGUCAGUUUCUUGCCGUAUGGUAACUAUACAGCCUGCCUAAAUAUUAUUUUUCUAUUGGCAUUUCAAUUUGUGACCUAAAUGUUUAAGCAUUCAGAAUGAGGAAACUCUCUAAAUUUGGGAAAUGAUACUAAAUUUAUAGAGGUUUUCAGUAACUUAUAAAACUAACAUUAGAGUGUGCCAAAGUUUGCUAAGUUUUACAGUCAAAGAUCAAGGGCUGUCCACAGCAGGGGAGAACAGUUUAGAAAAUUUAUGAACUAUCCUAUUUUUAGGUAGAUUACAAAAACUGUUUCUCUAAGUGAAUUCUUAUGCCUUGGUUAGAGGCAAAGGAGUUGCUUAUGUUGGCUUUCAAGCCUGACUUAAAUAAUCUACUUGCAAAUUUUGACAUAGUGUUUAUUAGCAGCCUUCUUAGACGAUUUUAAUGUCUAAGUAUUUAGCUAAAAUCACUAGCUUCGGGAAUUGUUUAAUUAAUGCUGCUCAUUUAUGAUUCUUACUUAUAAGCAAUCUAAUUUAAAUUAUUCGUUAUGGUCAAGAGAAAUGUCUAUAAAAUAGUUUUAUCAUUUUUAAUGUACCUUUAUCCGUUGUUUGACCCUCUAUUUUUCCUCCUGAUUACCUAUGACUAGAAUGGGCAUUCCUGUGUUAUUGAUCCCUAUACCCAAUUGAUUGGAUAUAUAAUGGGUGAUCUACCUAAUCUAUGUUGUCUUGGAAUUUUUGCAGUCUAUAGGAGAAAGUAUAGGUCACUGUCUGUGGCAAUAGGACUUGUAAGAUGAGAGAUUUGGUGGCCUUUUUCUAGGUCCUUUGUUCGACGCCUGCCUUCAGCAAGAUAAUGGAGAGCUUGGAGAUGGAAGUCAUGUGGGGUCAUAUUGUGGAAAGUUAUUAAGGUUUCAUUGUGGGAAUUUGGUAAAUGAAAGGUCACACGAAAGAUUUAAUUGAGAUGGUGAAAUGGCACAUCUACAGACUUGUGUUUUAUUACCUCUGAAGGGUUGAAUUAGAUCCCUUUUCAAAUUGUGGGUUGCAGCCCUUUAGUGGUUCAGGAUCAGCAUUAGUCACCAACCCCCUCACCCCCUUCCCCAUGUAGAAUGGAAACUCAGUGUAUCUUGUAUAAUUACUUCUUGAUACUUUUGUUUCGAUAAUAUAUAGAUACUUGGGUGUUACAAAUGUUUGGGGCAUUGUGGACUUGGUAGAAGCAGUAUACCGCUUCACUGCUAUGGCUCCAUGGAGACUAAUUGUUUGGAAAAUCAAUAAUUCAUCAAUUUAGAACCUACUUGGUAGACUAGGGAAACGAGCUGGUAGAACAGUCAUCAGUCGCUAUAAUGAGUGACCUCUACUUUUCGUCCCGCUCCACGUGUUUGUGUGGUCCUAUGUAAAGUGUUUAUGUCAGCUUCAGUGACUGGGUGAAAGCUACCGAACUGAGUCCUCGUCUCAGGCACAUUUUUAAAUUGGCUUGUGCUAUGUGCUUCUGGUUGACUUUAAAAUGGAGCUUGUCUCUGGGCCAGCAGUUCUUAAAUCUGCUGUGUGCUUGAAAUACCUCAGACUAACUCUGGUCUUACCCUGAAAAUUCUGAAAUUGAAAAUUGGGAAAUGUAUCCCAGGAAAUGACUUUUUCACAAGUUUCCCAGGCUGAUUCUGAUGCAACCACUUAUCACCUGUUGGUGAUGUGUUUCACAACUUUUGGACCUAUAUUUAGUUUUAGUUGUCUUAAAACUUGAUGGCAUCAUGCAAUACCUUUAACUUGUUCCAUUUCUGUUCCAAUCUGCACUGUAGUGAGGGGAGAGGGCUGUGUAUUUCAUCACCAAUAUAAGGCAUUCAUAUUCUUGAGCAUAGGACUGUGACAAUUGCUUUUUCUUAACACUGCCCCUAGUCUUUAGAGGAGGGUUUCUUUAUUUUUUCAAGUUUAAAUACGUAAGAAGUAGUGAUGCAGAGAAGUUAAUAUGUAAUGUACAAUACAAUCUUACUAAUUUGUAUGUAGAUAUGGCAUAUAUGAAUUAAAUGUUUUAAAAAAUGAUAGUAUUUUAGAGUUGAGUUAAUAAAAUAGCCCAAUAAAAGGUCGUUUGGGGA
Equus caballus (horse) is the source of this 3549-nucleotide messenger RNA. It is a transcript of the gene CDK1, whose product is annotated as cyclin dependent kinase 1. Lineage: Eukaryota; Metazoa; Chordata; Mammalia; Perissodactyla; Equidae. Gene Ontology annotation, molecular function: cyclin-dependent protein serine/threonine kinase activity; ATP binding. Gene Ontology annotation, cellular component: nucleus. Gene Ontology annotation, biological process: mitotic G2 DNA damage checkpoint signaling; protein phosphorylation; G2/M transition of mitotic cell cycle. The record is from RefSeq and is a predicted model, not a curated record.